GCGUGCAAGCGGCUGCGUCGGGCUGCAGGAGAAGAUGGCGGUCUCCACAGGAGUUAAAGUUCCUCGUAAUUUUCGCUUGUUGGAAGAACUUGAAGAAGGACAAAAAGGAGUAGGCGAUGGUACGGUUAGCUGGGGCCUUGAAGAUGAUGAAGAUAUGACACUUACAAGGUGGACAGGCAUGAUUAUUGGGCCACCAAGGACAAAUUAUGAAAACAGAAUAUAUAGCCUGAAAGUAGAAUGUGGACCUAAAUACCCAGAAGCUCCUCCAUCAGUUAGAUUUGUAACCAAAAUUAAUAUGAAUGGAAUAAAUAAUUCCAGUGGAAUGGUGGAUGCACGGAGCAUACCAGUGUUAGCAAAAUGGCAAAAUUCAUAUAGCAUUAAAGUUGUACUUCAAGAGCUAAGACGUCUAAUGAUGUCCAAAGAAAAUAUGAAGCUUCCACAGCCACCAGAAGGACAAACAUACAACAAUUAAUUUAGUGGAUCUCAAACUUGUCUUAAAUCAACAAUCUUCUACUCAUGUUAGUGUCUUGAUUAAAUAUCACAAUUCAGAAUACCUACAUAUUAAGUAAAAGAAUUCCAGCUGGUAAACGUGACCUGGACAUUUGUAAGAAUAUAUUUAAUAUAUGUACACCCAUUAUGUUUUUAGGUAACAGGAGGAAAAAUGCAGCACAAAUUUUUUUUCUCUUGUUAAGGAACUGUCAUUUAAGCAUCAACCUGGAGUACUCACAAUAGAAUUCAGAUUCACAAGAUGAAAGCAUGGCGAGAAGUGUCAGAUGGCUGUGUAAGCAUGUGUGUUUCUGAAAAGUAAAAAUCUCAAGAAGGAAAAGCAGAAAUGGCAUGCUUUAUCCAUCUUGCUUAGUGAAAGAGCUUCAGUUGAAAUUGUCUAAAGUAGCAGGUACAAUGAAUAUUGUCACAAAUUGUGUUAAUUUUUGAAGCGGUGUGGGUGCUGACUACUAGUAGUAUCAAAAAUAUGUUCAGGAUUGUUUUGAUACCUGUAUUUAUAAUUAAAAAAAAUGUCAUAGAGGAGGUCGAUGAAUUUCUGUUCAAAGCUGUUCCUGUGUGUUACAUUUAACAGACAUGGCAAACAUUUGUUUACAGUCUUUGUUUGACAAACCAUGCAUUUAAGUUUAAGUGAAAUCAACAAAAAGGAAAUAAGUGUAUGAAUAUGUGAUUUUGAGAUUAAAGAUAGUCUUAAAAUGUAAAUAAAAUGUGGAACAUGUCCUCAGAAACCGUGCCAUUUCUAUUAUAUUGAUGUGAUAUAUGUACAGUACCUUGCUGAGGUAGCAAAAAUUGGAAUUAUUGUAGCUUUUCAUCUAUACACACCUUUUAUUAUUUAUCCUAUUUUGUAUACCUCUUGUGAAUUGGAAUUUGCAGAGUAUUUCAGAGAACAGAUUACCUAAUUAGUUUAAUUUCUUCUUUGGAGAAGGAGGAAUCCCAGGUAUUAUAUUUUGAGUUUGAUUUCACCAGAAAUGUUAUUAAAAACUUUGAAUAAUGCUAGUUGUCAUAGAAUUAAUAGACUGCAAAUUAUCCAAAUAUAUAUUCUGUUUUUUCUUUGUAACAUUAUUUUUCUUUAUUUUUUUGUGACGUUUCUUCUCCCAAUGCUUUUAAUACUAACUGGGAUUAAUUUUAUCCAUUCCGCUUAUCCUCUACUUUGGCAAAUAUGUAAUUCUGAAUUGAAAAUUCAUUUGUAUUCUGCUUUUACCAAAGUGACUUCAGGCUUUAGGCCACUGUUUUUCAUUUCAAAGCACUGGAUAUACUACUUUGUUGAAAAUACUCUUUUCUCAUGAAUUCACUGAAGAAAAUAGAAAGGUGGUCAGGUAACAAGGACAGAUUUCUCAAACGUGCCCUGACGUAUUUUUGUCAAGUUCACUCAAAGUUAAAGCUCUGAGCUACCUUUUCUUGGUCAAUAAUACAUUAAAGUCAGUGACAGUUUGUCUAAACUUAUUAAUUUCAACAUGGCUAUUCUAAUUAUCAAAGAUGUUUAAAAUGCUUUAAAAUAACACAUAGAGAAUAUAUACAGACAACUUAAUGCAUGUGUAAUUUAUUAAAGUAGGUUUUAAAUUAACUGUUACCUUGGAAUACAUUCUUAAAAAUUUCACAUGGUUGGAGAUUAAGUUGAAUUACACUGACAUCAUAUGUUAAGAGUCUGAUGGUUACUGAUGGUCUAAAUUAAUAUCUCUAAUGACUUCUUUUCCACCUUGAAAAUGUAUCUUGUCGUACCUGGGAGCUAAUAACCAUUUGAACACUGUUAAAUUAUUUAUAUAUUGAUGGGCUGAGAAUCUGGGUACCUUGAUCUCUUGUUGUCUUUCCUUUCCCUGUAUCUACUUUUGUGAAGGUUUAUUUUUCCCAGGUUUAUGUUGUCUGAGUCAGCCCUAUAAUGUUUAUUUCUCCUCUUUUGUUUUUGCGACUAUGUAUCUCUGCAGAAAUCUGCAUCCCAGUUAGCCAAUUUCCAAAGCAGAAUCCAUUUUGUAUGUCACAAUCAAGAUGUACAUGGCAAUCUAAGAUACAGUGGUUGGUUACCGGAGGAGUUAAUAUAGAGCCGUUCUUUAUUAUGGUAACAUUUCUAAGACGGCAGUUUUGAAGCAACUUUUCCUUUGUUUUGUAAAGUGGCUAAGGUUGUAGGAGUGUGUGGUAUUAGUUUAAAUGAACUGUAAAAUUGCUUUUGAAUUUGUUUAAAAGGCUAUAAGGUGAGACCCUAGGGGAUGAUCAUAUAUUAAUAAAGAUUACAAAAAUAAAAUUUUUGUCCUAUUA
Equus quagga is the source of this 2751-nucleotide messenger RNA. It is a transcript of the gene UBE2V2, whose product is annotated as ubiquitin conjugating enzyme E2 V2. Gene Ontology annotation, cellular component: nucleus. Bases 35 to 472 code for a protein of 145 amino acids. Gene Ontology annotation, biological process: protein K63-linked ubiquitination; DNA damage tolerance. The record is from RefSeq and is a predicted model, not a curated record. NCBI's taxonomy places the organism in Eukaryota, Metazoa, Chordata, Mammalia, Perissodactyla, Equidae. The transcript has 4 exons.